AAACGAGGGGAGGGAAGAGACAGGAGUGGAGAGUGCUUGCUACUAACUGCAGGCCCUCAGUAAUCAUGGCUUUCCUAAAGCUUGGAAGACUUUGUUUGCUCUCGCUAAUGUUCAUGGCUAUGUAAGUGCUUUAUCAGGGUGAUGGUGAUGGAGCAUGUGUCAGGAACACUGGGCGGAAGGCAGGAAUAUACACGCUGAAUAGGAGAUGGUUCCAAAAAUCAAGCAACAAAAACUGCAACAGGGUUCAAGAGAAAGAAGCGAGAGUGGAUUCUCCCACCAAUGAAACUCAGAGAGAAUGUAGACUACACAAAGCAAGAAUUCGUUUCAAAGAUAAGGUCUGAUAAAGAAACUGAAGGCAAACCAUUUGAGUACCAACUGCGAGGGCCCGGUGCUGACCAGGAGCCAUUUAACCUAUUUGUUGUCAACCCCCAAAACGGCUUCGUCAGAAUCACAGGGAUUCUGGACAGAGAGAAUGUAGCACAGUACAAUCUGACUGGGAUUGCUAAGUACAAAGAUGGCAGACUGGCUGAGGAAGAAAUUCAGCUGAGAAUACAGGUUGAAGAUGAGAAUGACAAUCCCCCAAAGUUUAAGCUAUUCAAAGGGUUUGUAACAGAAUGCAGCAAAAUAGGAACCCCUGUCAUGCAGAUAACUGCUGAGGAUGCAGAUGAACAGGGGACACCCAAUGCAAAGAUUGCAUACAGUAUAUUGAGGCAAAUUCCAGAAGAAUCUGGCCCUAUGUUCACCAUUGACAGAGAUACUGGAGAGAUCUAUGUUAAAGAACGCACCAUGGAUAGGGAGGUAUAUGAUUCAUACACUUUAAUAGUGCAAGGUGUAGAUAUGGAUGGAGCACUGAACGGUAACACAGGAACUGGAACGGUGGAGAUUAAGGUUUUGGACAUAAAUGACAAUGUUCCUACUCUUGAAAAAGAUGAGUAUACUGGUGCUAUUGAUGAAGGUGCAGUUAAUGUGGUUGUGAUGAGAAUCAAAGCUCUGGAUAAAGAUUUGAAGAAUACUGAUAACUGGCUGGCCGUCUUUGACAUUGUGAAGGGUAACGAAGACGAACUCUUCACUAUAGAAACAGACCCCAAAACAAAUGAGGGCAUUUUAAAGCUUGUCAAGCCUGUGGAUUAUGAAAAGGUCAAAAUGCUGGAUCUUGACUUGGCCAUUUCAAACGUAGCUCCUUUUAUAAAUGGAACUGCACUGUCCUUGGGUCUCAGUUUUGAUUUCGACAGGCCUGAAGGACCUGUAAUCAUUGCUGGGCCUGGAGCUGGGGCAGGAGCUGGGGCAGGGGCAGGAGCUGGGGCAGGGGCAGGAGCUGGGGCAGGGGCAGGAGCUGGGGCAGGAGCUGGGGCAGGAGCUGGGGCAGGAGCUGGGGCAGGAGCUGGGGCAGGAGCUGGGGCAGGAGCUGGGGCAGGGACAGCUGUAGGGGUUGGAUUGGAUGUGAAUACAGACAUAGAUGUUGGAGUAGAUGCAGGUGUAGAUGCUGGGGCAAAUGCAGGUGCUGGUGUAGGAGUUGCACCUGGUGUCAAACCUGACACCAAGCCUGGAGCUAAACCUAAUGACAAUACUGGCUCCAAACCUGGAAUUAAACAUGGUUCUAAACCAGGCAAAAAGCCAACACCAGGAGGAAAGAACUAUCCAGUAAAAAUCAGCAUAAACAAUUUGCCUGAAGGCCCAGGCUUUUCACCAUCAGUGAAGGAGUUGCCUGUGUCAGAGAACCCAGAGGAAAUGCAUGUUCCCAUGGUCAUUGGUUCCUUUCCUGCCUUGGAUCUUGAUACUGGAGAAAUUGCUGAAAAUGUCAGGUAUGCAAAAGGAUAUGAUCCAGAGAACUGGCUAUCCAUUGAUGAGGAGACAUCAGAAAUUAAAUUGAUGAAGAUACCAGAUCGAGAGUCAAAGUCCCUCGUUAAUGGAUCCUACAUCGCAAAAAUCCUCUGUAUGACACGAGAUGUGCCACCCAAGACAGCUACUGGAACAAUAGCCCUAAAGGUGCAGGAUUCAAAUGACCAUUGUCCUACACUGACCAGCACCUUCCAGAGUAUCUGUUCUGAUAGUAAUGUGGUAAACGUGACUGCAUUCGAUGAGGAUGACUAUCCCAAUGGAAAGCCUUAUAAAUUUGUUCUGAUAGAGGAGGAGACUCAUGGAAAAUGGGAGAUGGUUCCUGUAAAUGAAACAAGUGUCAGCUUCCAUGCUAAGGAUUUUCUGUGGCUAGGAUUUUAUGAGCUCAGUUUGGAGAUUUUUGACAGGCAGGGUUUGGGAUGUAAAGACAAACAAAAAUUUCAAUUAGAAGUGUGCACCUGUCAAGAAGGUGGCACAUGUGACCUCAAACUAGCCCAUCAGCAUGGUUCUUCAGCCAAAUUGGGGUUUCCUGCCAUUGGAGUGCUUAUUGUGGCACUAAUUCUGCUCAUCUUGAUUCCACUGUUGCUGUUAUUCUGUCAGUGUGGGACAUUUGGGGAAUUCUCACAGCUGCCUUUCGAUACAAAAGAAUAUCUUAUCGAAUACCACACUGAAGGCCAGGGGGAAGACAAGUUGGUGCCUCUGAUGUUUGCUCCCGUUGUGGCAGACCAACAAACUGUGGCAGCGUUUGGUAACACUUUCAACAAGGCCUCCAUGGUGCAAAGCGCACAGGGCUUUGAUACCAGGGUGCUCAAUAACAAGCUACAAAGGGGGGUUAUGGAGGUUGACAGCAUGUCUGAAUAUCAACACAACACACUACAAGCUCAGCACGCUCUAGAAUCUACCCAUAGAAACACUCUCCAUUCUGCAUCAUUUCGCCAGAAGGUGCAUAAUAUUUAUGAAGAGAUUGCACUGCCAGAUUGCUAUCUCCAUGACUAUUUCUCUCAGAAAGCAAGAUUUCUGGCUGACAGGCCUGCUCUCAAUGACAGUCUGUUGAUGAAUAACGAUGAAGGCCAGUACUAUCCUCUUGACUCCGUAGACGGCUUCAGUAUCCUUGAGGCAGAUAAUGACCUGGGUUUCCUCGAUGACUUGGACACAAAAUUUGUGAAUUUAGCAACAAUUUGCAGUCCUCCACCACCCAAAUUAGAAGAAGUUGAACAUAUUGUCAAGUCAGUGGAAACCAGCAUCAAAAGUGAGAGUUCUAUAGCCAGUGGUGCAGAUCUGGUUGUGAAAUCUGAUCAGCCACCACCACAGCAAAGCACAAUCACCAAUGUUACCGAGACUAUCAACAAAUCAAGCAGCAUAAGUACUAGUCCAACACUGCUGAUUCAACAGCAGCCUUUGUACUGCCUGGUGGAACAUCAGGCACCAAGUGCUGUGAUUUUUGCUGAAGAGCCUGUACAGGGAAUGUACUUAAUAAAUGGGCUUGCAGCAACUCAGGGGCUAGUUCUCCAGGGUGGUAAUGUACUACAGAACGCCGUAGAACAACAAGGAAUAUAUCUGAUUGAUGGGAUGCCUAUGUUACAAGGAAAUAUAAUGUUAGGCAACUGUCCAAAUCGUGUCAGUGCAGGUAACUUAGCUGUUUCCUCUGUGCUAGUUCAGAGAGAGGAAGGCAGGGAACAACUCCAGGUUUUUCUACCUCAAGAGGCACAACCAGGGCAAUCAAAGGACAAAACUGAUGUAGAGUCGGGCAAUGUAAAGAAUAUUAAGCCAGCAAAGACUCAGGUCAAAUCAAAGAAGAGAACGUAUGUACGCUGACUUGCCACUUUAUUAGAUACACGCUUUAUCUUCACAUCAACUGGACAUAUUCCCUUAAUUUAUAUAUCAGGCAGUCAGACCAGAUUUUUUUAUUAUUAUUAUUAUUAUUAUUAUUAUUAUUUAGAUGAUCAUUUAGAAUUCAAUAAAGCAUUUAAAUGGUCAGGACAAGUUACCUUCGCUGUCAUUCUGGAAUUUUCUUGCACAAAUAUUUAUCAAGAAACAACCAGUUGCAUAACAGUUUGUGGUUCAGAUGGGUGGCCAGAAUUGUGAAAACCAGAUAAGCAUUAACCAGGCAAAACACACCCAAUUUGAACAAUAGUAUGUAUUAAGAGCAUGUCGGGUGCUGACGUCAGCAAAUAACAAAAGUUCUGGAGGAGAAUUGGAUGACUGAGUGCAGUGGAAAAAAGUUGUCUGGUUGUUAUUCCUUUUGUUAUGAUGAUGAUGGAAGGAUCAAUAUCCUUCCCAUAGAGAAUCCAUGGAGCCGUUCUCUGUGGUAGUGUAGUAGACUGCAUCUCUUUAUGGCUAAAGUUUAUCCACACUACAAUGGAUACUUUCUUGACACUUACAACACGUGUAUAGUCACAAAAGUAUUCCCUAAACAAGACAUUUUGUUUUUAUUUCUGCAGUGGCUUGAACAAAUGCUCAACCCUUCUCAACUUCAUUGCACGUCUUUGGGAUGAGGUAGAAAAUAUUGUUUGCAGCAACACUCGUUUAAGUAUGUUACAACAUUACAGUUCACUUCAAUUCAAAUCAACUUUAUUGUCAUUAUAUAGUACCAAUACAAGGGGUGUACAGUAUAAUGAAACACUAUCAGGCUAUAAUUGUCUAUCAUUUGUAUGUGCAGGUCAAGUGUUUGGAUUAAUGUGGUCUCGCACAACCCAGUGGCUACAGCCAUUUUUCCUCCGGCUUCACAGCCUUUUUAAAUAGCAUGUAGAACUUCCUCGUGACCUUGUUGGUAUUACUCAUCCAGGUGCUUAAAGCACCGGCUCUGGCGGUCAGUAGAAAUGAAAUAGAAUGAUGGUUACAUAUGUAACCGCGGUUCUAUGAAUUUCAGGUGACCGCCAGAGCUUGGAGCUAGAAGAUUGCCAAGAGGUCACUUCGGGGUGAACCUGCCUUUAGUACCGGGGCAAAGGGCAUACAUGACCCAGGACACAGGUGACUGCUAAUACAAACAUUCGACCUGUACUUACAUGUGAUGGACAUCCAGGUGCUUAAAGCACUGCCUCUGGCGGUCAGUAGAAAUGAAAUUAUAAAUGGGGGACGGGGGCAACAGAUUUUCAAUGUGGUCUCUUGGACUGUUGUACCCUACUGUGUAUGUGACCUAAGAUGUACUUGUCACUGAUAAUAUGUUGUGUCAUUAUUCAAAUUAUUGCAAAUGUGAAUUUACCAUUAAUUAAAUUCUUAAAGUUUUAAAAAUCAUUUAAAAAUCCUUUAUGUCUCCAUAUUCUGUGCUUCCAUGAAAGCUUUUUUGAGAUGCUAUACAGAUAGUGUAUAAGUAUUUUUGUUGGAUGUUUUGGAGUUGAAUUGUUGUAUUUGUCAUAAAACAAUAUAAUAUACCAAAGUUAAUAAAAGAAAAUAAAACACACAUAAUGCAUACCUGUACAAUUAUGUUAAUUUUCUUUGCAAUAAACUCUGUUUGGUACCAAUAAAUCACCUGGACUGCUUUAGGUCAGUAGUAAAAGCAGUGCAAAUAGCCACUAACAAAAACACAUGUUCGG
Molecule: messenger RNA, 5369 nt
Organism: Ictalurus punctatus (channel catfish)
Lineage: Eukaryota; Metazoa; Chordata; Actinopteri; Siluriformes; Ictaluridae
Product: desmoglein-2.1
Exons: 15
Coding region: 280-3651 (1123 amino acids)
Biological process (GO): homophilic cell-cell adhesion
Cellular component (GO): plasma membrane; desmosome
Molecular function (GO): calcium ion binding
Source: RefSeq, a predicted model, not a curated record